UAUUAUAUUCCAAUCUUUAAGCUAAGAAUGAAGUGCUCUGCGAUUUCGUUAUAUAUUUUCGUCUUGGUGCUGUGUCACGAGGGAAUUGCCCAGCUCCUAGAUGAAAAAUGUGUUCCAAAUACGAAAUUCGUUGAAAAAGUAACGUAUGGCCAUCAAGCAAAAAAAGGUGUCACCCCAUGGAUGGCUCUUAUACGUGAUUCCAAGGAGUUUAUUUGUGGCGGUUCACUUAUUAACAAACGCUUUGUCUUAACAGCAGCCCACUGCUUUAAAAAUCGACCCGAACUAUUUGUAAAAUUAGGUGUUUACGACCAAUAUUGCCCUCCAUCAAAUUGCACAGAGGUGGAAGAAUAUAAAGUAGUCGAUAGGAUUGCCUACAACGUAAACGGAGUUACUAGCGAUAUAGGACUACUAAAACUGGACAGAGAAGUGAUCUACAAUGACUAUAUUUCGCCGAUCUGCAUCAUCCUCGAUAACACGGUAGACCCGUUGUCCGUAAAAAAGUACUCGGCCUACGGCUGGGGUAUGACGCAUAAAGGAAAACCAAGCCGAUACCUUAGAUUAUUAAGCCUGCGUCGUAGUAGUGCGACGGAAUGCAAUUCUAUGUACGAUUCGUUUGAUGAAAAGGUAUUCUGCGCUGGUGGCUCAAAAGGGGACACCUGUCACGGCGACUCCGGCGGUCCUUUGAUCUCGCGUGUCAAGUACAAUGGAACAAUGAUCUACGCCCAGAUGGGGGUAAUCUCUUUAGGAUCCGAGUCCUGCGAUUCCAUUGGACUUUAUAUAGAUGUAAUGAAACAUAAAAGUUGGAUAAUGGAACACUCUCAAGUCGUAGAUCCAGAAGUGAAGAUUAUGCUGAAACAAGCUCCUGAGGAGCCUUCCCAGGAAUGGCAUAUGUAUUAUCAGGUUAUCAGUGAAUUAUGGUGGCAGGAUCCGAAUAAUCAGUCUCAAAAGAUAUUAUUGGAAUGGAAAAAUAAGAUCAGUUUAAACCAAAGGGAUAACAAAUCUAUGCCAAAAUUGGAAUAUCGCUCGAAAACUAAGUAAUUUCCAG
This is a messenger RNA of Drosophila eugracilis, 1045 nucleotides long. Its product is annotated as CLIP domain-containing serine protease B15-like. NCBI's taxonomy places the organism in Eukaryota, Metazoa, Arthropoda, Insecta, Diptera, Drosophilidae. Gene Ontology annotation, biological process: proteolysis. The coding region runs from base 28 to 1038 and encodes 336 amino acids. Gene Ontology annotation, molecular function: serine-type endopeptidase activity. The transcript has 6 exons. The record is from RefSeq and is a predicted model, not a curated record.